AAUAUAAAAAUUUGCAAUUUACAUCGAGAAAGUCGAAUAAAAUUAAAUUUAUGUAGAAUUCUGAAAGAACAACACAUAAAAUGGGGUACGAUGUAAAUCGCUUUCAGGGCGAUGUAGACGAGGAAUUAACCUGUCCAAUUUGCUCAGGAGUUCUAGAAGAUCCCCUGCAGGCGGUGAUGUGUGAGCACGCCUUCUGUCGCGGAUGCAUUAACGAGUGGCUCACUCGACAACCAACAUGUCCUGUCGAUCGGAAUUCCUUGACCACAGCCAACUUGCGCGCAGUGCCACGAAUCUUGCGCAACCUGCUGUCGCGUCUCUCUAUUACCUGUGACAAUGCGCCAUAUGGCUGCACAGCUGUGCUCAAGCUAGAUGCAUACAAUUCUCAUUUGGAAGAGUGUAUCCAUAAUCCGAAGCGUCCGUUUCCCUGCGAGAAAGGCUGCGGGUUCGAUAUCCCUAAGGAUGAGCUCAAAGAUCACAACUGUGUAAGGGAACUGCGUACGCUAAUUGUGAAGCAAACAGAAAAAAUGGGUGAAUUAAAAUCGGAGCUAACAGAUCAACAGCUAACCAUCAAUGAGCUGAAGCGGGAACUGCAGUUAUUUAAAGAUUUUAUGCGUGCCAUGCGCGUAUCAAAUCCAGCUAUGCGGGCAAUCGCCGAUCAAAUGGAACGCGAUGAGGUGAUACGUUGGAGUUCGGCACUUCCCCGGGCCAGAGUAACACGGUGGGGCGGCAUGAUCUCCACACCAGAUGAUGCAUUACAGCUAAUGAUAAAGCGUGCUCUCUCCGAAUCCGGGUGUCCGCCUCACAUUUUGGAUAGUCUUAUGGAAUUCUGUCACGAAAGACGCUGGCCGCGAGGCUUGGCCUCCCUAGAGACCCGUCAGAAUAAUCGUCGCAUCUAUGACAACUAUGUGUGUCGUCGCAUUCCAGGCAAACAAGCAGUGCUCGUCUUAAGCUGCGAUAAUUUACACAUGACCGAGGAUGUCAUGAUCGAUCCUGGACUGGUUAUGAUCUUUGCACAUGGCAUUGAAUAACCAAUCGGUUGAAUAACAACUACUUAUAUAUACAUAUAUAUUUGUACUCGAAUUGUGCUCAGUUUUGUUGGUUUUGUGUUUUCUUAUCAUAAGUUAAAUCUCAAAAUUCAUUACCAUUAUGUUGUACUCCUUAAGACAAAAUGUGAAAGACAAACUCGCAUAGAAACAUUUUGAAAUUUAAAAACCUUUGAAGCGCCUCAUCACGACCCUCAAGCUGUAGAAAAAUUCAUACAUAACACACACCAUACACACACAUACACUUACACACUCAUGCAGUGAGAGUAUACAUAGUUCAUGUUCAUCCGGGCAAGUCAGAUUGUACAAAUUGAUUUGCCCUUAUAAUUGUAAGCUAUUAAGCUUAAGGGGGAGUCAAUUUUCAGAGACAAUAAAAUUAUGUUUUAUCUCUCUUCG
Drosophila willistoni is the source of this 1439-nucleotide messenger RNA. RefSeq names its product E3 ubiquitin-protein ligase NRDP1 (gene elgi). Gene Ontology annotation, cellular component: plasma membrane signaling receptor complex. Bases 81 to 1028 code for a protein of 315 amino acids. NCBI's taxonomy places the organism in Eukaryota, Metazoa, Arthropoda, Insecta, Diptera, Drosophilidae. Gene Ontology annotation, molecular function: ubiquitin protein ligase activity. The transcript is spliced from 3 exons. Gene Ontology annotation, biological process: regulation of canonical NF-kappaB signal transduction; positive regulation of JNK cascade; tumor necrosis factor-mediated signaling pathway. The record is from RefSeq and is a predicted model, not a curated record.